CACAACCUCUCGACUCCGGAUGUGCCUGGGGGUGGCUCUUCUCGUUGUGCCCCAAACCUGGCACUGCCUGCCGCCCAGCAACUAAGGCGGACCCCGAGUCGUAAUGAUCCUGCAACAGCCCCUGGAGCGAGGGCCCCCAGGACGGGACCCACGGGCCACCACUGGAGUGACUCGUGGCCUGGACGCCAGAGAACCUUUGCACAAGCAGUUCCUGUCUGAGGAGAACAUGACCACCCAUUUCUCCCGACUCAGCCUACAUAAUGACCACCCCUACUGCAGUCCCCCUGUGACUUUUCCCGAAGCCCUGCCACCACUCAGGAGCCCUUGCCCAGAGCUGCUUCUCUGGCGUUAUCCCGGGAGCCUGAUUCCUGAGGCCCUCAGGCUGCUGAGGCUGGGGGAUAACCCCAGUCCCUACUACCCUGCUUCCCCAGCUGGGGAUAUCACGGAACUCUGAGUGUUGAUGGCCUGUUUCCCUUCCCACCUUCUUCCUGACAACAAAGACCAGCAACUCCCAGAAAGGGAUGAAGUCCUUCUCCAAACCAGGUGCCUGGCCACCAGGACCUUCCUUCCCCCUCACAGGAGGACACUGAGCUUGGUGGAACCUCAAUGAGAGGCAGCCUGGAAAAGGGAAGUGUCACCCCAUUAGUGAAUAAAGAUCUGUGAGCAGUUGAA
This is a messenger RNA of Arvicanthis niloticus (Nile rat), 672 nucleotides long. It is a transcript of the gene Hcfc1r1, whose product is annotated as host cell factor C1 regulator 1. Lineage: Eukaryota; Metazoa; Chordata; Mammalia; Rodentia; Muridae. The record is from RefSeq and is a predicted model, not a curated record.